Trametes versicolor FP-101664 SS1 is the source of this 864-nucleotide messenger RNA. RefSeq lists its product as uncharacterized. NCBI's taxonomy places the organism in Eukaryota, Fungi, Basidiomycota, Agaricomycetes, Polyporales, Polyporaceae. The transcript has a single exon. The coding region runs from base 1 to 864 and encodes 287 amino acids. The record is from RefSeq and is a predicted model, not a curated record.
AUGCCUCCGCUGGUCCACCCGAACGCGUCGAUCCUCUCCACCGGCGAGGUCAUCCUGCGGGAUCCGACCACCGGCCGCUCCCACCUCUUCCCGCCGGCCAUCGUCGUCCUCUUCCUCAGCCUCGACAAGGACUUGCGCCGCCGCCCGUUCAGCAAAGAACGGCAGCCCGUCCCGGCCGGCUACGAGGACUUUCAGUACCUCUGGUCCCUGGACACAGCCAAUCAGUACCAGCUCUCCGCUCUGGACGACCCGCCCGAGACGAUUCAUACCACUCGGAAGCCCUCCAUCCCGACGUCUACCAUCCUCCCCCACGGCGAUCCGUCCCAGGCGUCCGCUCCACGCCCGGCCGAGGAGGAGGACCUUAUGCGCCGUCUCCUCUUGAACGCCGCCAAGCAGACCUUGAACGCGCAAGAGAGCGCUCGCCUUGGGUUCGAGUCCCGCGAGGCCAACCGCCAGCACAAGAAGCGCAGCGCCGCCUGGGCUCAGGCCAUGGGAGCAGGACCAUCGAACACGGGCGUCCUGGAGGAGGACAACCGUCGUCGUGGGCGCAAGCGUCAGCGGCAAGCGUCUCCGGCCCCAGGCGAGGCGGCCGGACAUCCCAUCUUCGUGCCGGACCACACUCCGGAUCCGGGCGAGGUCGGACACCCCAUCUUCGUUCCAGACGACACUCCCGCUCCGCAGGCGAAUAUGUUGGCCGCGGUGCCGGACGAGGUGGACGCGGUGGACGCAGCGGUGGAGAUGGACGAGCUCAUCGACGACCCUCAACUCAUGCUCGCUGCUGUCGCUGUGGGCGUUGAGGACUUGACCGCCGGGCUCGACUUGGAGGACAUCGAUAUCCUGGGCGACGCGGCCCUCUUCGAUUAG